This is a messenger RNA of Papaver somniferum (opium poppy), 902 nucleotides long. RefSeq names its product zinc finger protein ZAT11-like. Bases 103 to 771 code for a protein of 222 amino acids. The transcript has a single exon. The record is from RefSeq and is a predicted model, not a curated record. NCBI's taxonomy places the organism in Eukaryota, Viridiplantae, Streptophyta, Magnoliopsida, Ranunculales, Papaveraceae.
UUUUAUAUCUUUAGCAGCAAAACAAUUUCUCAUUCCUCCAACCCGAGUUUAUACUUUCAUUCAUACUUUAAAAACAUACAUCCCUUUCAGCACUACAAAGAGAUGAUGAGUAACAAGAGAAGUAGAGGAGAAAUGGAAGAGAGCAUGGAAGAAACCAUGGCAAAGUGUUUAAUGUUAUUUUCACGCGACAAUGGAGAAGCAAUCGAGUAUCAAUCCGUGAUUCAGCAACACACAAUGCCAACGAGCAGUCGUGGCCGUAUUUAUGAGUGCAAAACAUGUAAUAAACAAUUUCCGACAUUUCAAGCGCUAGGAGGACAUAGGGCGAGUCAUAAGAAACCUCGGUUGAUGGAACUGUAUUCAUCAGAUAAUCAAACUAUCAAUGACAACCAACAGCAACGGAGAAAACAAAAGAUUCAUGGGUGUUCGAUUUGUGGUUUAAAGUUCCCGAUUGGGCAAGCUUUAGGUGGGCAUAUGAGAAAACAUAGAGCUGCCAUGAUCGGAUCUUCGCCAACAACGGCAACAGCAGAAACAACAACAACAGGAUUGUCAUCCUCAUCAUCUGAUGAUACUAACAUUAGUUUUCAAGAAGAAAGACUACCACAAGUGCCGGUGCUAAAGAGAUCAAACAGUAACAGGAGAGUCUUGAGUUUGAAUUUGGAUUUGAGCUUAUCUCUUCUUCCUUAUGUUAGUAACGAUUUUGAAUUCUCCACCAUUGUAAAUGCAGACACACAUAUGCCAUCUACCCCAUCCAUGAUUUAUAGUUUUAUUUGAUUAUAUAGUAUGAUCGAGAUGUAGCUAGAUUUCACAUAGACAUAGACUUUUAUUCUUGUACUAUUCUAAAUUAAUUCGAUGUAUAUAUAAUUGAAUGAUAUCGUGACAUUUGACUCGUAAAGUUUCCCCAA